AUGGAGGAUGUGGAAUCGAGCGCAAGCAAGGGUGACCCAAACGAAGGUAGCGACGUUGCCGUGCUCGAACCGAAUCCAUUGCUGUCAUUACCUGUGGAGUCGAAACUCAAUGCGCCUCCACCUUGCGAGUUGCUGCAGACCAGCUCAACCAAGCUGCCACAAGAGACCUCGGAGGUUCCUGACACAAGUCAUGUCGUUCCCAGUGGUGCCGAACUUCUAAAUGUUCCCGACGUGCCAUCUCCGGUUGAUGCGACCGCAGCAUCAGAGAUGAAUCAAGUCGAAUUGCCCAAGGUAGACCUCAUGUCGGUGUCGGCGGCAGUCCCACCCGCCCCAAUGAUUCCCGACGUCCUCUCCUUGGCCAAUGCCGACUUUGUCCGCCCUCCAGAUGCUCCUGCCGCAAUGUUGCAGCUCCCCACCGCCAACACUGACCAUUCGUCCCCAAACGAGCCUGACCCCACGCCAGCGCCGUCGCCAUUCCGUUUGAUUUUGCAAGAUAAUGCAGUGUCUGUCCAGGAACAGAGCGUCAUGCCGUCAUCAAGUUUUGCUUCCAGCGGUCGCAAGUCUGCGAGAGCGGAGCAACUCACGGUGGAAACGUCGACUGCAGUCAGUCCCCGGCAGAAAUCGUCUCCGUUGCACGUGGAGGUGCCGUCGUCCCCUCGCCGCAGCUCCAAAACUAGCAUGGCCAGCCCCCAUCCGCCGCAGUCCCACGACGAUGUCGCAUCCGACUGGAUGGUCUGUCGAACCGACGCCGGCGACACUUAUUACUACAACAUCCAACGACAGGAAUCCCAAUGGUCGACCCCCCGGUCCCUCCAACCACUCGACCGCCCGCCCCCUCUUCAAGCGUCCAUCGAAUUCGAGCCGGACUGCCUCCAUGUCGCUGUUUCCAAUGGAGACUUUGCUCGCGUCCAAGAACUUCUUGCAGCGGGCGUUGCGGUCGACCGACUAGACGACGACGGCCGAACGCCUCUGUGGUAUGCACUGGAGCACUUGGAUAUCGCCGUCGUGCUACUCAACCAAAGCCACUCGAAGGAGUAUAUUGUGGCCCAGGACAACUUUGGCACCACGCUGUUGCAUGCCGUCACACGGCAGCGCAACAUUGAAAUGCUCACGUUGUUGCUACUGCAAGUCGAAUCGGCCGACGAAGGGUCGUCCGGUCGAAUCGAUGCAUGCGACCGUGUGGAUGUCGAUGCUCGGGACAGCCACCAACAGACGGCGCUGCAUGUGGCCGCGACAUUUGGCUUUCGAAAAUGCGUUGACAUGCUCUUGGCCCACGGAGCGUCCCCGGCAGUGCUGGACGAAAACUCGCACACGCCCAUCAUGCUGGCGACGCUCGGAGGGCAUGUCGGUUGCGUCCAGUUGCUGCAAGUCGCCCUGGCCGCGUUGCUCAAACAAACCGAAGUUGCUGUGCAAGCCAUGCCAGUCCAGGAAAGAACAAGUGGCCGCGAUGACAAGAGCGCUGGAGGCAAGCGCGAAAUGCAGCGGGCCAACCAACAGCUCCUGGGGGAAGUCGAGCGAUGUCGCCGAAGCAUGUCGGUGCACAUGCGCGAGAAAGAAGCACUGGAAACGGCAUAUCGCAUCGCAAAUUCGCGACUGGCAAUGCUGGAGGCACUGGCGAAACGCACGGCCGAGGACCAUCUCCACGCAACGCAAUUGUGGCAACAAAAGGUCGGCCAUUUGUAUUCUGCUUCUAAUUGA
Molecule: messenger RNA, 1698 nt
Organism: Aphanomyces invadans
Lineage: Eukaryota; Oomycota; Saprolegniomycetes; Saprolegniales; Verrucalvaceae
Exons: 4
Coding region: 1-1698 (565 amino acids)
Molecular function (GO): protein binding
Source: RefSeq, a predicted model, not a curated record